AUGCCUCUACCUGUAGAAGAGGAUGAACCGGCGGGACCUGGAGAUGUGCUCAUGGUCGAGGCGGUUUCCAUUCCCUCUCUCACGCCUUCGGCUAUUGCGCAGUCAACUGCACAGGACACAACGCUCUCAAGAGUGUAUCAAGGUGUACAGUCGGGUUACGUCUCAGAUUGGACCGGGAAAGAUUUCCUGCCCUUCAACGUAAGAAGGAACGAACUUUCUACUUACAAAGUUUGCCUACUUUGGGGUUCGCUUGUGGUUAUUCCCCUAGCGCUACAGUCGCAAGCUCUCACCCUGAUCCACGCUGGCCACAGAGCAAUGACAGCCAUGAAACACGCUGCACGAAGUUAUUUCUGGUGGCCACAACUCGACACCGCCAUCGAGAACGCCGUAAGCAGCUGCCACACGUGUCAGCGCUAUGCCAAGUCUCUGCCCAGACAACCACCACCACCGUGGUCUCGUGCUCGCGUCGCAUGGUCUGUCCUCCACAUGGAUAUCGCUGGACCGACUCACGGCCAAUCCUACCUUGUUGUAGUUGACGCCGUCACGAAGUGGCUCGAGGUGCGACCCGUGUCCACCGCAAAAAGCUCCGCCCUCAUCGACGCUCUACGCGCCAUCUUUGCCACUUUCGGAUUUCCGCAACUCGUGGUCAGCGAUAAUGGUACCGCCUUCGUUUCCAGCGAGAUCAAGUCGUUCUUCAGCCGCAAUGGUAUCGGCCACGUAACCAGCGCCCCAUAUCAUCCCUCUACAAACGGCCAGGCGGAGAGGAUGGUUCAGGAGUUAAAGCGGACGCUGAAGAAACACACCCAAGGAAGUAUUCAGUGUCGUCUAUCGAGAUUCCUCCUGAGCCAGCACACCACAGCGCAUGCGGUAACCAAGGAGACGCCAGCCAAACAAAUGUUUGGAAGGAAUUAA
Molecule: messenger RNA, 912 nt
Organism: Ornithodoros turicata
Lineage: Eukaryota; Metazoa; Arthropoda; Arachnida; Ixodida; Argasidae
Exons: 1
Coding region: 1-912 (303 amino acids)
Biological process (GO): DNA integration
Molecular function (GO): nucleic acid binding
Source: RefSeq, a predicted model, not a curated record